Synchiropus splendidus (mandarinfish) is the source of this 4068-nucleotide messenger RNA. It is a transcript of the gene mphosph6, whose product is annotated as M-phase phosphoprotein 6. Gene Ontology annotation, biological process: maturation of 5.8S rRNA. Bases 110 to 586 code for a protein of 158 amino acids. The transcript is spliced from 5 exons. Lineage: Eukaryota; Metazoa; Chordata; Actinopteri; Syngnathiformes; Callionymidae. The record is from RefSeq and is a predicted model, not a curated record.
CUUAGGUCUGAGCUUUACUUCUCCAUGCGUCUCCUCCUGUGAGACCUGCGUCCACCACGUUUGUCGAGUUUUUAUUUUAUUUUUGAUCGUGCUUUUCUAUAACUAAAUAAUGGCGGGGGAUUCGUCGAAACUUUCCAAGAACCUUCUUCGCAUGAAGUUCAUGCAGCGAUGCAUGGAUGCGGAAACAAAGAAGCAGCUGGAGGAAGAUGAGAGAAGAAUCAUCAGCGAUGAACACUGGUACCUGGACCUGCCAGAGCUCAAGUCCAAAGAGAGUAUCAUUAUCGAGGAAAAGAGUUUUGUUCCAUUUGAAGAUUUGAUGUACGGCCGCAUGUCAUUUAAAGGUUUCAAUCCAGAAGUCGAGAAGCUGAUGAAGGUGAUGAAUCCUGCACGUGAAGAGGAACGGCAGGAAGUUGACGACAUCGGCCGGAUGCAAACUGACGUGACGGAUGAAGAAAUGGCUCUAAGAUACGAGAGUUUAGUGAGCAGCAUGAAGAAGAAGUUUGCCAAGAAACGUGAUCGAGCCACGGAAGAGGACGUCAACCAAAAUGUGCAGACGAAACGAGUAUUUCUGAAGCCUCAAGACUAGAUCGUACGACGCAGUGUUUUUAUGUAAAUAUUUUUAUUUUUUCCCUAAUGUGAAGAUCAUGUGGUGAGAUUCAUUAAAGAGUCUGACUUAAAAAAAAACCUCAACAGAGCAAAAUGUUGUGGCAAACAACACCUUUAUUUUGAAGGUCAGUGCAGACGACGGGACCUACAGUAACUUUGCACACAUGACUCCCUUUAAAGUGAAACAGUCGCAAGGACAAGACAAAGUGCUCGAGACAAAGACAAGCCAGGAAUGAUCUUUCAAAGCGGGGGCUCUGCAGUGGGGAGGGGGGCGCACCACAGUAUUAGGCAAAGUUCUUCUUCAGGAAAUUGAUGAGGCCGUUAGUGGAGGAGUCGUGGGAGGAGACCUCGGAAGCGUCCUGGAGCUCAGGCUCGAUCUUCUUAGCCAGUUGUUUCCCCAGUUCGACACUGUUAAAGAACACAGAACUGACAUCAAGACCACUCACCAACACAUUGACUCAGUCUGCGCAUGUUUCUUACCCCCACUGAUCGUAGCUGUUGACGUCCCACAUGACGCCCUGAACGAAGAUCUUGUGUUCGUACAUUGCUGCAGAAGAGAGAGCCACAAUUUUACAUUGGACUCUCACCAGUAAACACUUGGGAGAUGAAUACUUGAGGCCACUUGUUGUUCCAUUAAUUCAAAUUAUUUGAUAUGUGACCACACACACACACACACACACACACACACACACACACACACACACACACACACACACACACACACACACACACACACACACACACACACACACACACACACACACACACACACACACACACACACACACACACACACACACACACACACACACACACACACACACACACACACGUUUGUAUUGCUAUCCAUGUGGGGGCAUUGUGAGGUUUCUCAUUGCCAUAAUGCUUUCCCCAGUCUCUCACCCUUAACUUAACCCUCCAAAACACAUGGCUCACCUGAACAAGGACUCUGAACCAAACUGAAACCCAAUUAGAAUCACCUCUGUAUUUUGAAGUCUUCAUCCUCAAAUUGAGGUUUGACCUGCGGGGACUGGCAAAAGGUGCCCACAAAGACAUUAAGUCCCCACCAGUAUAGUGAAUUGAAGAGUUGGUCCCCGUGAGGCAGUAUAAACAAGCCCUCACAUACAUACACACACACACGUUUGUCUUCCUAUCUUAGUGAGGACUGUCAGUGACGUACAUUAACAUAACCCUUUCCCCAGCCUCACCCCCUAAACUUGACCAUCUAAAACAAAUGGCUUAACUUAACCUUUACUCUUAGCCAAAGUAAAACCCAAUUAUAAUAACUGAUUAUUUUGUAGUUUUAACCCUCAAAGUGAGGAUCGGCCAAAAUUUCCUCACUUUGCAAAAAUGUCCUCGCUCCGUUCAUUAAAAACUCAUACAAGUUCUCAAAAGAUAGAAGUGCAAGAACACACACACACAAAAACUGCUGAUCAAGGCUGACCCUUGUUUGACCGACUUCUCAAUUGACGACACAUGAAUCGGCAGUUUUUGCUCAAAAGUUCCGCAUGUCACUCACCAAUCAGAGCUCCCAAUAUAAAUGGUGUCAACUUCUUAAACACGAUAGAGUUGCUUGGCUUGUUUCCUUCAAAUACCUAGAAAGACAGAAAAACAAUGUUUGGCAAAGACAUGUUUAAGAAAAUAAAAUACCAAGGUGAAGCCAAAAAAAAAACAUGUUCACCCAGAGCAAAGACUAAAUGAGAAAGAAGGUGGGAUUUGAUCUUAAUUUCUUGGUCAUGAGAAAUGACAGUUUUUUUGUUUUUACUCGGAGUGAAUUGUGUUUUUAAAUGUCACUAUUUUCUGGCUCUUCUCCUGGUCUUACUUUGUGAGGCAGCAGCUUCUCCAGGGCGUCUCCCUCCAGUCCUCCAGCCUCCAGCUCCUUCCGAGCUUCGGCCGAGGUUUUCCCCUUCAUCAGCGCUUCAGUCUGGGCCAGGAAGUUGGCCAUCAGAAUCUACGGAGGAGAAUCAUCGACAACCUCUUAGACACAAUUUGGCAGCAGAGUAAACACAAUUUGCUCCCCUCAAAUUAUGACCAUCACCUUUGGAGAGACUGAUCAUCAGCCAGGCCGAUUAUCGGCCAGUUUAACACAUAUCAAACUUUUUUUUGUUUAAAUCUGACGGCCAACAAGGGAUCAAAACUACUGAUGCAGCUGUGAUUUGUCACUAGCAUUGUCCCAGCAGACUGUAGGGUGACUGUCGGUAACGGUAGUAUUACUUUAUUUAAAUGUCUCUCACUUCUUGAGAGAUGCUGGUGAUCCUUGGGAAAAUACUUGACUGUUUUAUUCACUGUACAGAAAUUAUGGAGCUAUUUAUGAAUUGAAGUUUUCUUUGAGCUCUAUGACAUGCUGUUGAGCCUGGGAGUUGCUCUAACUAAUUUAAAAAUAAAGAUAACUAUUGUAUACAAUAAAAAAAGAAAAGAUAACCUGUUAACAUUUAGCAAAUCUGAAAAAAAGGAUUUAUGAUUUAACAACAGAGUGUUGGGUUUAACGCUAAACAAAUUAUUGACACUGAUAUAUUCAGUUUUACUGCUAACAAAUACAGGCUCCACAUAUCUCAGUGUCAUACAGUGGGCUGGCAUGAUGGAGUCAGGACACUGACCAUCAGUGAUGAAGCUCGCACAAGUAGAGGCUGAACCGCCACUAGAGGGCCUCACCUUGUGAUGGAGGUUGUUUCUGAUUGGAUGCUGCGACUGAGCAGGAAUGAGGAAGUCGGCAGGAAUCAUGCGAGUACCUGCAGGCCGGAACAACCAUGGUUUCACAAGGAGAAAUUGUGCCGCUUAACACUUUUUCAAAAGAAAAAAAAUGUAUAUAUGUUAUUAUAAAUCAAACCUAUUCUUUUUUUUUUUCUAUUGUUUACAACAGGUGGGAAAUUUACAUCAGGACCAGACACAUUUAAAUACAACCAGAAACUGUGCUGCAGGUACUAAAACAAACAAACAAGCAAACAAACAGCAAAAUAUAACUACUCCAAAAAAAAGUUAUGUUAUCACAAUAAUGUAUAAACUACAUGCUCACUGGCAAGUUAUACAUGAUCUAACAAUCCUGAAACGCUAUCUUUUAUUAGUUUUUAUUAGUUAUAAUGGAGCAAAGUUGUGAAUACAAUUGGACUCCUGCAGGAUUCAGUAUUUAGCUCGAGGGACUUGUUAUCAUUCGCUCGACUGUGAAGUGGUAUGUUGAACCAGUCACCUUGGUGGAUGAGUUGGUAGAAGGCGUGCUGGCCGUUGGUCCCUGGUUCUCCCCACACGAUUGGUCCGGUGUGAUAAUUCACACGUCUGCCAUCUCUGCUGAUGUACUUGCCGUUGGACUCCAUGUCGCCCUGGCAACACACACAUUUUGAAACUUUCAUGCACUUAUUCUAUCAGCAUCUCUGUGCAGCUAAAUGCCACUUUUGGUUGUUGAUGUAAAACUUAUCUUGAUACAAAAACUUCUGUGACAGUGAUAUUACCACCUGAGAAACUACUAUA